GGUGGGAAUCUCCUAAUGAUCUUUAGUUAUUUUUAUCCGUGCCCAGUGCUCAGUGCUCCGGGGCACAGGAGCCACUCUGAGAUCUCCUGGGGAGUGCACGGAGCUGCCAGGAGCUGGCCAGGGAGGAGGAACAGAAAAGAAAGCACAAAAAAGGGAAGGUGACAUAGCAAGACAGCACUAACAUCAGAGGAAGGCCCAGGACAGCGAGAAGAAAAAGAACAAAGGACUUUGGCAAGGUUUUUCUUCUUUUCCCUCUGUUUUUAAUCUUGCUCUCGGGAGGAAAAUGGGGCAGCAGUUCACCAAUGCUGAAGGGGAGCAAGGAGAGAUUGAUGUUGCAGAGCUGCAGGAAUGGUACAAGAAGUUUGUGGUGGAAUGUCCCAGUGGGACCCUCUUCAUGCACGAGUUCAAGCGGUUCUUCGGGGUCCAGGACAACCAGGAGGCAGCAGAGUAUGUGGAGAACAUGUUCAGGGCUUUUGACAAGAAUGGGGAUAACACCAUCGAUUUCCUGGAGUAUGUGGCUGCCCUGAAUCUGGUUUUGAGGGGGAAGCUGGAGCACAAGCUGAGGUGGACGUUCAAAGUGUAUGACAAGGAUGGCAACGGCUGCAUCGACAAACCUGAGCUGCUGGAAAUCGUUGAGUCCAUCUACAGGCUGAAGAAGGUGUGCUGGUCGGACGUGGAGGACAGGACCCCGCUGCUGACCCCAGAGGAGGUGGUGGACAGGAUAUUUCAGCUGGUGGAUGAGAACGGCGAUGGGCAGCUGUCCCUGGACGAGUUCAUUGACGGAGCCAGGAAGGACAAGUGGGUGAUGAAGAUGUUGCAAAUGGAUGUGAACCCCGGGGGAUGGAUCACGGAGCAGAGGAGAAAGAGUGCUUUGUUCUGAGGGAAUUCGGCUCGGGCACGGCCCAAUGGUGAUGCUGAGUCCCAGGUGUGACCCUUCCCCUAGCUGGUAAUGACUUUCCUUUUUAAUUCCAUCUCAGCAUCCAGAUGCAAACCCGAGUGGUGUAAGGAGCCGUCUCUGAUGUAAAACCCACGUGCUGAGCACUGCUGGUA
Serinus canaria (Common canary) is the source of this 1050-nucleotide messenger RNA. RefSeq names its product guanylate cyclase activator 1B (gene GUCA1B). Gene Ontology annotation, molecular function: calcium sensitive guanylate cyclase activator activity; calcium ion binding. Lineage: Eukaryota; Metazoa; Chordata; Aves; Passeriformes; Fringillidae. The record is from RefSeq and is a predicted model, not a curated record. Gene Ontology annotation, cellular component: photoreceptor inner segment; cone photoreceptor outer segment. The coding region runs from base 284 to 880 and encodes 198 amino acids. Gene Ontology annotation, biological process: visual perception. The transcript has 4 exons.